UCCGGAAGAGAAGCGUUGGUGUAUAUACCGGCAUGGAGUACAUGCCAUAUGUUCAUACAGAGCAUCCACAUCCAAAGAGGAACGAAGACGUGGUAUUGCUUCGAGCUCUCUUGGAGUGUCUGUCCCACCGCGAUCUAUUGGUCGGCUUCCGACAAACCACUCGAUCGCGAGUUGACUGAUAACAAAAUGCCCGGCAUGCGAGCUUCCCGAGCCCGCCUUUAUCGGGACCCCGUCCUUAUCACGGUACCCCGUAUCUCUUGCCAAAACACAUCGUGCCGCGUGGACGAUCCCCAAGCUUGCAACGCCCGUUUGUCUAUCUCUUUCGUCACACGGUUGAAAGCCGAAUUGCUCUCGUUAGUGAGAAAGAAACGCGCCUCACGGCUUGGCUUCAACGCAACCGCUCCAAGGCCAGUUAUUCGGGCUUUCCGUCUUUGGAUUUGCGCUUGUUUUCGAGCCAGAACUGGCGUGUGCGUUGUAUGAAAUCGCACGUAUACCAGCAGCUGGGGCUGACGCAUAGCCCAGUGGAUUCCACCGCGACGCAGUGAAGCCGGCAAAAAAAGGCGUUCUAUGAGUACAAAGGCUGCCGACGGAGUUCGAGCAGGUAAAGGGACUAUGUGCGCUGCGCAGGCUUCGCCCCGGACAGCCCAGAGACGACGCUGCCAGACCACACCACCUGAGGCUGCCGCGAUGGUGGCUGCGGGGAUAGGCGGGCACAAGAGGAAGCAGCUGAGCCUGGCGUACGAGGAACUGACGACUGUGCCGUACAGCCUCAUCGAAAAGUACACUGCCGACGUGGAGGUGCUGGACCUGAGUCACAAUCGACUGACGGACGUUCGCUUCCUGUCGCACUUCGAGCGCCUUCACACGGUGAUCCUGGACCACAACUGCCUGAGCUGCCUGAGCGUGGUGCCGAUGCUGCCGACGCUGCAGGUACUCUGGCUCAACUACAACCGGCUCCUCAGCCUGACGGUGUUCGUGCCCGGCCUGUCCCGGAGCUGCCCGCAGCUGCGCGUACUCAGCCUCAUGGGGAACGAGCUCGCGCCAUCCUUCCUCAACAACGGCACGGCCGAGCAGAACGCCAACUACAGGCUGUACGUGAUCGCGCAUUUCCCGAGGUUGGUGUUCCUGGACGACCGGCCCGUGCUUCACGACGAGCGCCGCAAGGCGCACGCCGUGGGGCACCACAUCUCCGAGAUGCUGCACGCCCAUGAGGCCACCGUCACCCGAAACAGCCUCAAGGGAGUGGCGCGGUGAUCGUCGCCGGCGUGGCUAUAGACAUGUGUGUGUGUAAUAUUUGGGACGUCCACAUGUCCGGCUCACUCGACGCUGGCAACAUGGUGCACGAGUACGACAGUGGGAACUCUAUAAUGUCGGCGCUAUGGUAUAUAAUGACGGUGAAAAGGAAAGAUCCCUCGAUUAAAGUGUAGCAGGCGCCGUCGUAGGGGUGGACGAAGGCCUUCAAGCGGAAAGACAAGUGGUUCGGACGGUCACCUUCUUAUCUUUAUUGCCCGCUGUCUCUUCCCGUCUCGGUCCCUCGCGACAUCCUCGUCUUCAUAUUUACUAGGUGCAAGUAUUAAUAGCAGACGACAGCCAUUCUGCUGGAGUCAACAGACGGCCCACGAGCUUCGUGCAGGGAGAGAUAAACAGAGAGAAAGGAUGUACUGAAAGGCAGGGAGGUCAACAAGAGGCAGUUCUGGUUGUCUAUCCUUCACGGAGCGAAAUGGUAUAAGGACAUAGAUAGAGAGGGAGAAAGUCAUUGUUCAACUCUAGCUGCACGUUUGGUGCGCAUCUACAGGUAUAUGUUGUGAGUAUAAACGAGAAGGCACGCAAAAAGUGGCACUGGAAGUAUAGGAUGUCAGCGCAUAUGGAGGAGAGGAACGGCCAUCCACUUGGUCCGCGGAAGUGGAGUCUAUAGCAGUCAGUCAGGUGGGAGGGGUCGCCUUUCUGGACAUUCGGAAGACUUCCGCUCCAGGCAUAGCAAGAAAGCUGAGUGCCCCCUUUUCCGCUAUCAAGAACCUACGAUGCCCCUGUUCUCAAGACCAGUCACCCUUAAUACCAAAUAUUUUUCAGGCGUUAUGGCUCAUUCAUUCAAGGGCCUUGAAGGUGAUACUGUGCUUUUAAGAUCACUGGGCUUGUUUGAGCGCCUUUGUGUGACAUUGUCCUUACGCUCUCGCUGUUAAUUCACCAAUUCAUAUCUCCCUCUUGGAUUUCUGUUCACCAUUUUCUUCCUUAGGUGUACCCAACCAGACACGCGUUCUUCUGACCAACCUACCCUUUAUUAGCUCCCUGUGCAUCUGUAUAGUGUCGGACAGGGGCCGGUGCAUUCCAAGAAUUUCCAGCGUAUGGACGCGAAGUGCUAAACCAGCUCGGCCACUUGAUCAGCGCGAAAUAAUGGAUAACUGCGUUAAGAAAACGCAUCAUAGCGCUGGCUUUAUUUGAGGACAAAAAAAAAGUUUAUAUAUGACACAGUCAUUCGUCCUUUCGCACUGCGCAAAAUGACACCAUACCAACUGCCCUUCGGCAAACCCUGUACGUGCUGGUCGUAUACCUGAAUAUCAAGGCGUAAAUACUUGAGGUUGUUUGCAAAGCCAUAGCUAAGGCCCACAGGAGAGACGGAGAGACUUCAAAUCGCCCUGAAAAAAAAAUAUAUCCUCGUAGCUGCAAUAUGAUAAGUGUGUGGUGCAAGCCAUCGCGUGUCAGUCAACAAUCAUGUGAAUGUAUAACCGCUGUAGACCGGUUUUUGUUUCGUCGAUAACUCGACGACCCGGUGAGAUCUAGGUCCCAAUGCAUACUUUUCGUUAGCGGCACCAAUAAAAGCGGCGACGUGCCGUUUUAUAGCCAUACUUCACAUGUAGUCAUAUUCAGACUGUUCGAGUAGCAACGACAUCCCACUCAAAGUGUCUGCAAGCGUUGGUGGUGGUCGUCACUUGACUGUGACCGUGUUCGUGCUUCCUUAAAAAAUGAAAAAAAAAACUUUAAAAAAAACACGCUCUUUGUAUAAACAUCAGUAGCAGGAAAGUCGCCGGAGCUAAAUUCAGCGAAGCUCACCCAGGUGUCAACGCAAUGUUACUCGCAGGCAAUUAGUGCAGAUGAAACGAUGGCGGCUCAGCUGCUGCAGUAAUGGACAGGCGUUAAAGCACUGAAUCAACACUCGAGACAGCCCAUAUAAAAUUGGAGUAUCGUGCUUGUAAUUUUUCGCACGAUUUUGCGUACACAGUCGCUAUACAGUGGUCGCUGCUAUAGGCUCUCAUCCGAAUUCGAGAGACCAGUCUGUAACACUCAGUUCUAUAAAAGGCCUUCACUAAAUCGGGCCGACGAGUCAUCGUAGACGUGAAACAUUUCGUCAAGCAGCCAAGACGUUUCAUUUUGCCUCAGCGCUGCUGUUUCAGCGAAGUACAAAUGUAUGGUGAUGUCAGUAAAACGCUGCCAUUGGGUUUACCAGUCUCGCUGGCAAUAAAUCAUAUUAUUGCAUA
Molecule: messenger RNA, 3473 nt
Organism: Dermacentor silvarum
Lineage: Eukaryota; Metazoa; Arthropoda; Arachnida; Ixodida; Ixodidae
Product: leucine-rich melanocyte differentiation-associated protein
Exons: 3
Coding region: 568-1254 (228 amino acids)
Molecular function (GO): protein binding
Source: RefSeq, a predicted model, not a curated record